AUGACUAAAUUUGAUCCGUUGAACUGUACAAUCAGUUACAUGACUUGUACUGAUUCGGUAAAGAUUUCUAUAAAAGACAAUUUUUAUCCAAAAUCGAAAUUAAAUGUCGAAACCUUUAGCAUGGAACUAGAAUAUUACCAACCGAAGCCGGAUGUUCCCGGAAAAAAUGACGCAAGCAUAUUUUGGCUACGGAUGACGUCUUCUUCGCUGGGAGUUUGGCCGGAAAGUGUUGUUGGGAAUCAAAAAGUAUGGUGGACUUGUUUGUAUUAUUUUAUGAUAGUGAUGCAUUGGUACAACACUUACGCACAGGUGGUUUUUUUUCACAAUAUGGGCGAGUUGAAAACUAUAACUGAGGGCCUCUGUUCGCUUGGCAGUAUUUGUGCAACCGGAAUAAAAAUAAUGCGCUUACACAGCUUUCGGGACGAGAUUUUCAAAUUACUUCAAACAAUGAAAAAUCAUGACAUGUUGAGACAAAUCAAUUUCUUGAAAAAAGGGAAAAACGAAAAAACCUUCGACAAAAUCGAACAGAUUAUGCAGAACAAAUGGAAAGAAGUGAAUUACAAUUUACGGUUGUACGCUUUUUCGGUUGGUAUCGUGGCAAGUUCUUAUUCAAUUGUUCCAGCUGUCAUCAAUAUGAUUAAUGUGUUCCAAGGAAAUGAUACUCCGAAACGUUUCGUUUAUAAAACCUUCUAUCGCUACUUGGAGAAAGCUAAAUAUCAUACACCACUUCAUGAGCUGUUGUUCUGUUCGGAGUCACUAUCCGGAUUCACGACCUGGGCUGGUGUAGUCGCUUUUGACGGAUUGUACGUAUUGCUUACGAUGCACUUGGUGGCAAUGUUCAGCACGUUGAAUUUGAUACUCAGAGAUACUACCAACGUCAACUUCAACGAUGAGGAGAGACAUUUUUUCCUGCUAGAAUGUAUCAAACAUCACAUAAGAACCAUGAGGUUCAUGGAUUCUAUCAAUGAGAUUUUUUCCCCGAUUCUUGUUGUUCAAGUGUUUGCCAGUGCUUCGAUCAUUUGUGUAAUCGCUUUCCAUACUAGUGUAAAUGCGAGUGAGCGUGAUUCACAAAUUCUUGUAAUGUUCUUAUACUUGAUCGCAGCCAUUUAUCAAUUGUUCCAGUUUUGCUAUUAUGGACAAAGAGUGCAGAAUGAGAGCAUGCAAUUACCGAACUCAGUAUACGAUUGCGAUUGGUAUAAGUGUUCGAAAAAAUUCAAAUCGACGUUGCAUUUUAUGCUUCUAGACGUUCAGAAAACAGUCGAUAUCAGUGCUCAUAAGUUAUUCGUCAUGUCGCUUGAAACAUAUUUGACGAUCAUGCGGACUGCUGCUUCGUAUUUCACUGCACUACAGACGUUGACAGAAGAGUAACUAAUAAAUGUGUGUCUGUAGUAAUGUUCAAUAUUUAACCCGAUGAGCAAUUAUGUUUAACAUAUUUUUCGACUAACAUCAUCAACCCUAUCAGCAAAUGACAGUUUCUCUUUUGAGUAUUAUUUUCUGUACAGGUUAUCAAAUUCAAUUUGACCUCAAGACUCUGCUUUUCCCCUUUGAGCACUGAAAACAACAUCGAUAAUCUAUAUUGUAUCGCAUAGCCGAGAGACGUCAUCCAGCAUGUUCAUUGUUUUACUGCCCUGACACUAAACCUGUCUGGAAUCGAGAAAAUUGCCGUGAAAGCCAGUAUUUUUUUCUAAUUGUAACCAGAGACUCGGACAUAUGAGUCACGCAAAGCGAACAUCAUAAAACUGGUGCCCCCAACUCGUGGACAACUUGACAGCUCUCAUACAUCGAGCAUAGAAAUAAAAAUUUUGGUUCUCUGGUUCCACAAUGGUGUCGUAAAUGGAUUUUAUUCAGUUGAAGCUUACUACCAUAAGAAACUGCGCUUUUGGGUUUGUACACCCAAACCUCCAUUUACGAACCUUAUAUAUGUAUGUAUGUAUGCUUACACACUCACUCAUUUACGUAUAUGUGUAUAUAUUUAUACAUAUAAAUGAUCGCUUUUACUUCACCAAAAUUUAUAUGUAUAAAGUAAUACAUAUAUUUGCACACAUGUGUACGUAUAUUAAUACAUAUAUACAUAUAUAAGAUACGUAAAUGGAGGUUUGGGGGUAUACAUGUUACUUGUUUAUUAU
Malaya genurostris is the source of this 2126-nucleotide messenger RNA. RefSeq names its product odorant receptor 63a-like. Gene Ontology annotation, cellular component: plasma membrane. The record is from RefSeq and is a predicted model, not a curated record. Gene Ontology annotation, molecular function: olfactory receptor activity; odorant binding. Gene Ontology annotation, biological process: detection of chemical stimulus involved in sensory perception of smell; sensory perception of smell. NCBI's taxonomy places the organism in Eukaryota, Metazoa, Arthropoda, Insecta, Diptera, Culicidae.